Molecule: messenger RNA, 2437 nt
Organism: Colossoma macropomum (tambaqui)
Lineage: Eukaryota; Metazoa; Chordata; Actinopteri; Characiformes; Serrasalmidae
Gene: tbc1d10ab
Product: TBC1 domain family, member 10Ab
Exons: 9
Coding region: 770-2212 (480 amino acids)
Source: RefSeq, a predicted model, not a curated record
CCUGCGUAAAAGCAGCGCAGCCACGUCAAAGGGGACUAAGGGGUUGCUAGGCUUGUUAGCUUAGAUAGCAUCAGCUAACAGAGCUGCUAGUUGGGACAGCUAACAGAUUAGAUUAAUAAAUUAGACGCGUUCGUAUUACAGAAACGCACAUCGUCUAAUCAUAUUAUUUCUGAAGCUCGGGUGAACUUUGCAUGUUUACAGCUGCUAGCUGGGCGAAUUAACCUGCUAGCCGGAGCUAACAUUAGCUAGUAUAGUAAGCUUGCCGGUUAGCUUGUUUACAGAAAACGGUUUUAUUUAUUUAUUUAUGUUCUUAUUCUGGAACGUGUGCCUGUAAAAUUACUAAUAUUAGCAUAAACGUUGUGUACUGACACGACUCUCGUAGCCGUCGUUUUGUUAAUGUUGGCAAGGGAGCAAAUUUAGCUAACCUAUCUUAGCUAGCUAAGUUAUUCAAAGUGUGUUUCUUUCAGUCAGAGAGAAUCAACGUCAGCGAACGAACACAAAAUAUCUAAAUCUAAGAAGUGGAACUAGUGCGCCCACUUUGUUAUUAAAAUAUGCAAGUCGAAUCUUAGCGUAAGUAACGUUAGGUUAGCUUGAAGCCGAUGUCAGCCCAAGUUAAAUAUCUCUGUUGCAGAGCUAGCUUAGUGCUAAACAGCCAUAAGGAAGAGGCGAUAAGAAGAGUGUCGGGGCUUUAGUGUGAGGUUGUUACUGGUGAAGGCGGUGAACUGCAGCUGCAGUCCGCGGACAAGCUGGAUUUUCUGACCGAAACACAAUGGCUAAAACUCAGCUGCAAGGUGGUGGAGGGCAGCCUGAGGACGGACGGGGUUUUCGGGGAACGACAGAAAGCCUGGCCGAGCCGAAGAGCCCUUCACUCGAAUCCCAGACUGAGCUGAACGGCUCCGCCAACAACGCUGAGACACCCACAGACAAAUACGGAUUUAUUGGAGGAGCUCAGCAGUUUUCUGAAGACUCUGCUGAAGAAAUUCCUCCAGAGGUGCUGAGGCAGAGAGAGGUGAAAUGGCUGGAGAUGCUCAACAGCUGGGACAAGUGGAUGAGCAAAAAACACAAAAAGGUGAAGCUGCGCUGUCAGAAGGGAAUCCCCCCGUCGCUCAGAGGGCGUGUCUGGCUCUAUCUCUGUGGAGGGAAGGUCAAAAAGGAGCAGAACAAGGACAGGUUUCAGGAUUUGGACCGCCAGCCUGGAGAUCCUAAAUGGGUGGAUGUGAUUGAGAAGGAUCUCCACAGGCAGUUUCCUUUCCAUGAGAUGUUUGUGGCUCGAGGAGGCCACGGGCAGCAGGAUCUGUUCCGGGUGCUGAAGGCCUACACGCUGUACAGACCAGAGGAGGGGUACUGUCAGGCUCAGGCUCCGAUAGCUGCAGUGCUGCUCAUGCACAUGCCUGCUGAGGAAGCGUUCUGGAGUCUGGUGCAGAUUUGUGAGAAAUAUCUGCCUGGAUAUUAUAGCGCAGGCCUGGAGGCAAUUCAGCUGGAUGGAGAGAUUCUUUUUGCUUUGCUGAAGCGUGUCUCCUCUGUUGCUCAUCGGCACCUGAAGAAGCACAAGAUCGACCCCAUCCUGUACAUGACCGAGUGGUUUAUGUGUGUGUUCUCCCGGACGCUCCCUUGGGCCUCGGUGCUGCGCGUCUGGGACAUGUUCUUCUGCGAGGGAGUAAAAAUCAUCUUCCGUGUGGGGCUGGUGCUGCUGAAGUGCAUGCUGGGAUCUCAGGAGAAGCUGAAGGCGUGUCAGGGUCAGUACGAGACGAUGGAGCGGCUUCGGGCCAUAGAGCUGCGCUACAUGCAGGAAGUCUUCCUCAUUAGAGAGAUUAUGGAGCUGCCGAUCUCUGAGCGGGACAUUGAGAAGGAGCACCUCGCUCAGCUGCGUUUGUGGAAGGAGUCAAGAGGAGAGCUGCACUGUAAAUCUCCUCCCAGAAUGCACGGCGCUCGCGCUAUCAUGGCUGCUGAACCUCCCAGCAAGCAGGACCUGCGGCAGAAACCCACCAUCACUGUGGACAUCCUCCCAAACUCCAAAAACACUGAGGAGGAGAGGGACAAGAAGAAGAAAAAAGGCAAGAAAAACAUCACCUCUCCGCCUGAGACAGCCAAUCAGCAUUCGUCAUCACAGGACGACCUUUUACCCGGCCAACCACAGACGCUGCUGAAGGACACGCCCCUCCAGGGGUCCAAUCAGAGUCUGAGUAGUGCAGAACAUGACACAUACCUGUAGAGAGGCAAAACAUUAAGACAGAGAAAGAGAGAGGCUGAAUCCCCAAAGCCUCCUAGUGGGCAUAUAGUGCACUACUUAGGUCAAAGAGCAUUAUUUUCUACUAGGACUGCAUGAUACAGACAAAAUCCUAUUAUUGUUAUUAUAUUGCUAUAUAUUAAGGGGAAUUCCACUAAUUUUUCAAAUUCAGUGGUUGAGAAAAGUGGUUUGAUGUGAAAUGGUUCAUUG